GCAUUCACUUUGGGGCUAAUUGUCUUGCCUCCACUUGCCAGAUAAAAAGAUAAAAAAAUCAGUGUUCUUCUCCAUUUUCAUACCAGUAAUAAUGGGAAGAGCACCUUGUUGUGAGAAAGUUGGUCUCAAGAGAGGCAGAUGGACUACAGAAGAGGAUCAAACUCUCACUAAUUAUAUUCUUGCUAAUGGUGAAGGUUCUUGGAGGUCAUUACCCAAAAAUGCUGGAUUAUUAAGAUGUGGAAAGAGUUGCCGACUGAGAUGGAUUAAUUACUUGAGGUCUGAUCUGAAGAGAGGAAACAUAAAAACUGAAGAGGAAGACAUAAUCAUCAAGCUGCAUUCAACUUUGGGUAACAGAUGGUCUCUAAUAGCCGGACAUCUACCAGGUAGAACAGACAAUGAGAUUAAGAACUACUGGAACUCUCAUCUAAGCAGAAAGGUUGAAAGCUUAAGGAUCCCAAGUGAUGAAAAGCUGCCUAAAGCUGUAGUUGAUUUGGCUAAAAGGGGUGCAUUGAAGCCAAUCAAACAUAAUAGAAAAACAAACCGAUCCACCAUCAAGAAAAAUAAAACAUCAGAAAGUUCUGCUUCAAACUUGUCAGAGCCUAAGCAAGCUAAAGAAAAUGGUGGACCUUUGAGUGCAUCAGUUCCUAUGCCCUCAACACCAAACAUGGAAAAAGAGGCCUUAUCUAGCACCAUUAGCUCAGGGAUAGAUGGGCUAGCUAGUGUUAGUGCUAUGGUUUCAAUGCAAGAAGAUUAUAUAGCAAACAUAGCAGCGCCAAAUCCUUGGACUGGGUCCACAGAGGCUCACAGUAGCCUUAGUUCAGCAGAUAGUGGGAUGGAAUGGCUUGACGAGAUUAUGCCAGACGUGGUCAUUGAUGAUCAAGAUAUGGACCCAAAUUUCAUUUUGACUAGUUUAGAGAACGGGCAAGAAGAAACAUCGGAAAAAGUUACCGCCGAGACAGCGAAUAAUUACUGCGGGACCAUGCACAGUAACAACAAAGAUCAUAACAAUAAAAUAGUAUCAAGUGAAGAUAUGCAAAUGGAGAAUAAUCCAGAGAGUGAAGCUGUAUCAAUAAAUGAGAAAAACAAGGAAACGAGAUUAUUAAUGGAGGCGGAUGGUACAAUUGAAUGGGAUUGGCAAGAUCAAUUAGUAUGGCCAUGGGAAGAAACAGAACAAGAAAACAUAGUAUCAUCCAUUCCUAGUUGGCCGUUUUGGGAUAGUGACAAUACCGAGUUACUUCAAAAUUGCGCGAAUGAAGCAACGGUGGAUAUAAAUUCCGUGCAUUACAGUGAAAAAAACCAAAAACAUAGUGCCCUUGUCGAUUGGCUUUUGUCUUAGCCUUCAGCUAGAUGCAGAAUAUGGCACAUCAUUUGAUAAGUAUGUAACACGUCAGUAAAUUUGCCAAUACUCUGCUAAGAUUCACUGUCUUUUGGUAUUGUGUAGCAUAUAUUUAGUACAUGGAAAUUGGAAUAACAAAUUAUGUACA
Lycium barbarum (goji berry) is the source of this 1484-nucleotide messenger RNA. Its product is annotated as myb-related protein 330-like. The record is from RefSeq and is a predicted model, not a curated record. The coding region runs from base 92 to 1336 and encodes 414 amino acids. The transcript has 4 exons. Lineage: Eukaryota; Viridiplantae; Streptophyta; Magnoliopsida; Solanales; Solanaceae.